Messenger RNA from Aureobasidium melanogenum CBS 110374, 1713 nucleotides. Its product is annotated as dimethylaniline monooxygenase (N-oxide forming). The transcript is spliced from 2 exons. Lineage: Eukaryota; Fungi; Ascomycota; Dothideomycetes; Dothideales; Saccotheciaceae. Bases 1 to 1713 code for a protein of 570 amino acids. The record is from RefSeq and is a predicted model, not a curated record.
AUGGAAGAAGUGUACGAUUUGACCGUCGUCGGUGCGGGAUGGUAUGGCCUUGCUGUCGCCGCAACAUACUUGCAAGUACAUCCUACAACCAACAUCCUCGUUCUUGAAGCGCAAGCAACUGUUGGUGGUGUAUGGAGUCAAGAACGCCAAUACCCAGAUCUCAAAUCCAAUAACAUGCUCGGUACAUACGAGUACCCAGGCUUUGCCAUGGACACUGAGACGUACGGUGUCAAGGCUGGCGAGCAUAUCCCUGGUCAUGUCAUCCAUCGAUAUCUCAACGACUACGCAAAGAAGACUGGAGUCUUUUCUCGCAUCAGAUUCAACACUAAAGUGUUCGAAGCCUCUGCAGAGACUAGCAGCGAGGGCUGGACUCUAAGAACCGACAAUCACGACUUACUGUUCCUGCGGACGAGCCAAUUAGUCGUAGCCACGGGUCUGACCUCUACUCCGUUCAUCCCAGCGUUCGAUGGAGAAGAAGUCUUCAAAAAGUCAGGUCUUUUGACCCACUCUCGUAACUUCCCUCAGCACACAGAUCGCCUCUUCAACAAAACUUCUACUGUCACCGUCCUUGGCGGCUCAAAGUCAGCCUGGGACGUUGCUUACGCUUGCGCCUCCCGCAAUGUCCCCGUCAAUCUCGUCGUUCGCUCCUCGGGCCAGGGACCGACAUGGAUGGCACCUCCUUACGUGACGCCUGUAAAAGCCUGGCUAGAAAAACUGGUCCAUCGUCGCUUUUUGACCUGGCUAUCUCCCUGUAUCUGGGGCGACGAAGAUGGUUUCGGCUCAGUGAGAAACUUCCUGCAUGGCUCUUGGCUAGGCAGGAAACUGGUAGAUGCGUUUUGGUGGGUGCUCUCUACUGAUGCAAAUGCAUUGAUGGGAUAUGACAAGCACCCUGAGACCGCGAAACUCAAGCCUAGAAAUUCGGCGUUUUGGACGGGCAGUGGAUUGGGUAUUCUCAAUUUCGAUGGAGACUUCUUGGGUCUUGUACGGGAGGGCAAGGUCAAAGUUCACAUUGCUGAUGUGGUGAAGUUGGGACAAAACACUGUAUCGCUCAGUGAUGGCACUAGUUUGGAUACUGAUGCUCUUGUCUGCGCAACAGGUUGGAAAGCUCGACCACCGAUGACUUUCCUACCCGAAGGAAUAGAUGCGACAAUCGGCUUGCCUUACAGCCCACCAACAACGCCUCAAUCACUAUUCGAACUCGCAGAAGCAGACGAAGAAAUUCUCUCACGCUUUCCGCAACUGAAAGACCAACCUCCAACACCCAUUCCUGGUGGUGACAUGACUGCCGACGCAACCACCCUCCCCUUCACACUUUACCGUUUCAUGGCACCCCCUGGUUAUUCUCCGAGGUCCACUAUCGCUUUUGCAGGAGUUAUAACCACGAUAUCGACCUCUCUCUGCGCAUCCCUGCAAGCUCUGUGGAUAACAGCCUACCUCUCAAAUUCUUUGACUCGGGUUCCUAUAUCCCCUGUACUCAAAGUCAAAUCAGCGGUCUUGCACUCAAGGUUUGGCAGAUGGAGAUAUCCCUGUGGGCAUGGUGGCAGAUUCCCAGAUUUCGUUUUCGAUGCUGUGCCGUAUCUCGAUAUGCUGUGCAAAGACUUGGGUCUGGAGAGCAGGAGAAAAGGGAGUUUGUGGAAAGAGGUGUUCGAAGCAUAUGGGCCUGAGGACUACAAAGGUAUUGUCGAGGAGUGGAUUGAGAAAGAGCGUCGUUAG